CGACGCGUCCCCCGCCACUUGUCUGUCACCAUGCUCGAAGCAAAACUGAACGAAGCCGCGCUCCUCAAGCGUCUCCUCGACGCGGUGAAGGAGCUCGUGACGGACGCCAACUUUGACUGCAACGAAGAGGGCAUCACACUCCAGGCGAUGGACAACUCCCACGUCGCCCUCGUCGCCGUCAAGCUCAAGGCAGACGGCUUCCAAAAGUACCGCUGCGACCGCCCCAUCCCGCUCGGCGUGAACGUCGGGUCGCUCACAAAGGUCCUCAAGUGCGCCAAGGACGACGACAUCUGCACGCUCAAGGCCGCCGACGACGCCGACAUCCUCUCCCUCACCUACCAAGCAAAGAACGCGGACAGGAUCGCGGAGUACGAGAUGAAGCUGAUGGACAUCGACGCGGACACGCUCGGGAUCCCGGACACCGAGUACGACGUGUCCGUGACGAUGCCGUCGGGCGAGUUCGCGCGCAUCGUGCGCGACCUGUCGCUCCUCGGCGAGUCCGUGCGCAUCGAGGUGUCCAAGGAGGGCAUCCGGUUCGUGUCCGACGGCGAGGCGGCGAACGGCAACAUCCUCAUGAAGCAGACUGCGGAGGCGCCGAAGAAGGGCAAGAAGGGCUCGAGCUCGAAGCGGAAGGGCAGCGACGACGAGGACGACGAGGACGAGGAGAAGCCGGACCCUGAAGACGAGGAGGGCGCGGCGGGGAGCGAUGACGAGGUGUCGGACGGGGAGGGCGGCAAGAAGAAGGUUAAGAAGGAGAAGGUCAAGAAGGAGGAGAAAGACGGCGAGGACGUCGAGAUGGCAAGCACCGCCGACGAUGCGGACGAGGACGAGGACGCGGGCGAGUUCAAGCCGAGCAAGAAGGAGGCAGGGAGCGACGCCGAGGACGACGACGAGGACGAGGAGGGCGGGUCGAGCAAGAAGCGUAAGAAGGCGCCAGGCAAGAGCGGGAAGCCCGCGAAGAAGGCGAAGAAGGGCGAGGCGGACGCGGAGGACGAGGACGACGACUUCGAGGGCGUGCGGAUCGAGAUGAACCAGGCGGUGACGCUCACGUUCAGCCUGAAGUACCUCGUCAACUUCUCGAAGUCGUCCGCGCUCUCGAAGAAGGUGCAGCUCAUGAUGAGCAACGACGUGCCCCUCCUCGUGUCGUACGGGUUCAACCAGGGCCACAUCCGCUACUACCUCGCGCCGAAGAUCGGCGACGACUAGCGCGUGUGGCCGUGAAAAUCGCGCGCAUGUCUCGCAUCUAUACUCUCGUUGCAUCUCUUUGUCGUCUAGUUGCCCCCCGCUGUGUAAUAUGUUCUCCACGCGACCGUGAUCAAUCUACCAGUCUCCUCCGUCCGCCGUACCCCCGCACGUCCCGCAGGCAUCCUCAGCCUGUCCAGUGCGACAUGCUGUGUCAUGGGGGGCCACUACAUAGCAUUCCUUGUAUACUUGUAUAUUCGU
Molecule: messenger RNA, 1443 nt
Organism: Trametes versicolor FP-101664 SS1
Lineage: Eukaryota; Fungi; Basidiomycota; Agaricomycetes; Polyporales; Polyporaceae
Product: proliferating cell nuclear antigen
Exons: 5
Coding region: 31-1206 (391 amino acids)
Biological process (GO): mismatch repair; leading strand elongation; translesion synthesis
Cellular component (GO): PCNA complex
Molecular function (GO): DNA polymerase processivity factor activity; DNA binding
Source: RefSeq, a predicted model, not a curated record